Molecule: messenger RNA, 1163 nt
Organism: Eruca vesicaria subsp. sativa (arugula)
Lineage: Eukaryota; Viridiplantae; Streptophyta; Magnoliopsida; Brassicales; Brassicaceae
Source: the annotation of a GenBank genome assembly
AAACCACAACUCCUACAACAAAGAAAAAUAAUAAAAAGCAAAUAAAAUGGAGUACAAUAAUAAGCAGAGAAGUAUGUUAAAGGUGUUGAUGAUGAUGAUGGUGAUGCUGAUGAUGGGAACCCAAACCCAUGCUCAGCUGAGUAGUGACUUCUACGCAAAGAGCUGUCCUUCACUAUUCCCAGCCGUGAGACAGGUCAUGCAGCGGGCGGUGGCCAAAGAACGCCGCAUGGGUGCUUCUCUCCUCCGUUUGUUCUUCCAUGAUUGUUUCGUCAAUGGAUGUGACGGAUCCAUAUUGUUGGACGACACUUCCUCUUUUAGGGGAGAGAAAACUGCAGGACCAAACAAUAACUCUGCAAGAGGAUUCGAAGUGAUAGACAAAAUCAAGUCGAGGGUUGAGAAACUCUGCCCAGGCGUUGUCUCAUGUGCAGACAUUCUCGCCAUCAGUGCCCGUGACUCCGUCAUCCUGUUAGGUGGGCCUAAAUGGAGCGUGAAGCUAGGAAGACGAGAUUCCAAAAAUGCAGGCUUCACGGCGGCCAAUACAGGCGUCAUCCCUUCUCCAUUCAGUACACUUAACAACCUCGUGAACAGAUUCAAAGCCCAAGGCUUGUCCGUACGUGACAUGGUCGCUCUCUCUGGUGCUCACACUAUUGGACUAGCCAACUGUGUCACUUUCAGGAACCGUAUCUACAACGAAACCAACAUCAACCUCUCUUACGCCUUAUCUAGACGUAAGAGCUGUCCUGCUACCUCAGGCUCUGGCGACAACAAGAAAGCCCCUCUUGACAUCGGCUCUCCCACUAGGUUUGACCAUAGCUACUACAACCAGCUUCUCGAUAAAAAGGGUCUCCUGACAUCAGACCAGGUCCUUUUCAACGGCGGUUCCACGGAUUCUCUGGUCAAAACUUACAGCCGCAGUCUAAACACAUUUUACCGUGACUUCGUAAGAGCUAUGAUUAAGAUGGGUGAUAUCAAGCCUCUUACUGGAUCCAAUGGUCAGAUCCGCAGAAACUGUCGGAGGCCCAAUUAAAUAUCUUAUUCUAAAAGCCCAUCAGGCUCAAUAAUUCUUAUUUUCAGCAAUUAUUUCAUCAAAAAACUGUGUUUAUUUUUAAGAAAUUUGUAUGUGUUUCUUCUUUCGUCAACUUAUAACCUAUAGAUAGGGCUGG